AUGGCAAUGAACUUCGUCACGUUCAACCAGGACUACAGCUAUCUGGCUGUAGCCACCUCGAAAGGGUUUCGCAUCUUCACAACUGACCCUUUCGCCAAAAGCUACGAGACGAAAGAAGGCAAUAUUGCGAUCAUAGAGAUGCUCUUCUCGACAUCCCUCGUCGCCCUGAUCUUGUCUCCUCGUCGCCUUCAAAUCACUAAUACUAAGCGCCAGUCCACGAUAUGCGAGUUGACGUUCCCUACGACCGUACUCGCGGUCAAGUUGAACCGGAAACGACUUGUUAUUGUGCUAGAGGACCAGAUCUAUCUUUAUGACAUCCAAACAAUGAAGCUCCUGUAUACCAUUGAAACGUCACCGAAUCCGAAUGCCAUUUGCGCACUAUCGCCUUCGUCGGACAAUUGCUACCUUGCGUACCCUCUUCCACAGAAGGCACCGCCCUCGUCUUUCAAUCCUCCCUCUCACGCACCUCCUGGAUCGACUCACGUCAGUCCGACUACUGGGGAAGUGCUGAUCUUCGAUGCUUUGAAACUGGAAGCGAUCAAUGUCAUCGAGGCGCAUCGGUCUCCGCUGGCGUGUAUCACGCUGAACAGUGACGGGACACUGAUAGCGACCGCCUCCGACAAAGGAACUAUCAUCCGGGUCUUUUCUGUUCCCGAUGGCCAUAAGCUCUAUCAGUUCCGACGAGGUUCAAUACCAUCGAGGAUAUAUAGCAUGUCGUUUAACACGACUUCCACUCUUCUUUGCGUCUCGUCCUCCACGGAAACCAUCCACCUUUUCAAACUCAGUCACCAAACCUCAUCUCGAGAAGGCUCUCCCUCCUCAGCCCUCUCUCGCGAGAGAGCUGCGAGUCAGAGUUCGCUCGGUACCUCGCCCGACCCAGACGACCCGACUGAUGACAUGGAGUCUUCUGAAAUUGCAUCUCGGAAGCAUAACGGCACUCUCAUGGGGAUGAUCCGGCGGACGUCGCAGAAUGUUGGCAGCUCGUUUGCUGCCAAGGUUGGGGGCUACCUCCCGAAGGGCGUAAGUGAAAUGUGGGAACCUGCGCGGGAUUUUGCAUGGAUCAAGCUCCCGAAAACGAACCAGACAGCAGGGGCGAAUGGCAAUGCUGGGUCGUUGAGGAGCGUGGUUGCAAUGAGCAACAACACGCCACAGGUCAUGGUGGUGACGAGCGAUGGGAACUUCUAUGUUUUCAACAUAGACCUUUCGAAGGGAGGAGAAGGGACCUUGACGAAACAAUACUCGUGA
This is a messenger RNA of Aspergillus terreus NIH2624, 1245 nucleotides long. Its product is annotated as phosphoinositide binding protein ATG18. Gene Ontology annotation, molecular function: phosphatidylinositol-3-phosphate binding; protein binding; phosphatidylinositol-3,5-bisphosphate binding. Gene Ontology annotation, biological process: autophagy of mitochondrion; protein lipidation; protein localization to phagophore assembly site. Gene Ontology annotation, cellular component: phagophore assembly site membrane; fungal-type vacuole membrane; cytosol. The transcript is spliced from 4 exons. The coding region runs from base 1 to 1245 and encodes 414 amino acids. The record is from RefSeq and is a predicted model, not a curated record. Lineage: Eukaryota; Fungi; Ascomycota; Eurotiomycetes; Eurotiales; Aspergillaceae.